UUCCUGACAUUCCUCUUCUCCAAAGAGAACAUGGUGAUGGACUCCAAGUACGAGCGGGUGGUGCCGGACGACAUGAACUACCCCGUGUCUCAGUACUGGAUUUCAUCCUCCCACAACACGUAUCUCACCGGAGACCAGUUCUCUAGUGAGUCGUCCCUGGAAGCGUACGCCCGCUGCCUCCGCAUGGGUUGCCGUUGCAUUGAAUUGGACUGUUGGGAUGGCCCCGACGACCUGCCGAUUAUCUACCAUGGCCACACGCUGACCUCCAAGAUCAAAUUCUUGGAUGUGCUGCACACCAUUAAGGAGCACGCCUUCACCACCUCUGAGUUCCCCAUGAUUCUCUCCAUCGAGGACCACUGCAGCAUCGUCCAGCAGAGGAACAUGGCGUCCCACUUCAAGAAGGUCUUUGGGGACAUGCUUCUGACCAAGCCGGUGGACGUCAACGCGGACCAACUGCCCUCGCCGGCCCAGCUCAGGAAGAAAAUCCUCAUCAAGCACAAGAAGCUGGUUGAAGGGAACCUGUACGAGGAGGUCUCCAUGGCCAGCUAUUCCGAGAACGACAUCAGCAAUUCCAUCAAGAACGGCAUCCUCUACCUGGAGGACCCGAUUGACCACACCUGGAGCCCACACUACUUUGUUCUGACAAGCAACAAGAUCUAUUACUCAGAGGAGACCUCUCGCUACCAGUCCAACGAAGAUGAGGAAGAACCGGAACAGAAAGAGGAGUUUAACAACAACGAACUGCACUUCGCCGAGAAAUGGUUCCACGGCAAACUGGGCGGAGGCCGAGACGGGCGCCAGAUCGCCGAGAAGCUGCUGCACGAGUACUGCACGGAGACAGGCGGAAAGGACGGCACUUUCCUGGUGCGGGAGAGCGAGACCUUUGUGGGCGACUACACCCUCUCCUUCUGGCGCUCCGGCCGCGUCCAGCACUGCCGCAUCCAUUCCCGGCAGGAAGCCGGGGCCACCAAGUUCUACCUGACAGACAACCUGGUCUUUGACAGCCUCUACAGCCUCAUCUGCCACUACCGCGAGGUGCCGCUGCGCUGCAACGAGUUCGAGAUGCGGCUGACGGACCCCGUGCCGCAGCCCAAUGCCCACGAGAGCAAAGAGUGGUACCACGCCAACCUGACCCGCUUGCAGGCCGAGCACAUGUUGAUGCGGGUGCCCCGGGAUGGAGCCUUCCUCGUGCGCAAACGCAGCGAGCCCAACUCUUAUGCAGUCUCUUUUCGAGCGGAGGGCAAGAUUAAACACUGCCGGAUCCAGCAGGAGGGGCGCCUGUUCAUGCUGGGCAGCUCAGCCGAAUUUGAGAGCCUCCUCGACCUGGUCAGCUACCACGAGAAACACCCCCUGUACCGCAAGAUGAAGCUGCGCUACCCGAUCAACGAGGAGACCCUGGAGAAGAUGGGCACGGCGUGUACGGUGAAGGCCUUAUAUGACUACAAAGCCCAGCGCGAGGACGAGCUUUCGUUCUGCAAACAGGCCAUCAUUCACAACGUCGACAAGCAGGAUGGCGGAUGGUGGCGAGGAGACUACGGGGGCAAAAAGCAGCUCUGGUUUCCAGCCAACUACGUGGAGGAGAUCAUGAACACCUCAGUGCCGGAGCAGGAUGAAGCUUGGAGAUGCCAAGGGUUGAACCCGGUUAUCUCCAAAGACGGGAGGAGCUCCAAACCAUUUGUCUUCACCAUCCAUUCUCAGCAGAUGACCCAGCCUUCCCAGUCACUGGACAUUGCCGCAGACACCCAGGAAGAGCUCAACGACUGGGUGGCCAAGAUCCGGGAAGCCACGCAGAAUGCGGACGCCAGGAUGCAAGAGGGGAAGAUCAUGGAGCGGAGGAAGAAGAUUGCUCUGGAGCUGUCCGAACUGGUCGUUUACUGCCGUCCAGUGCCUUUCGACGAGGAGAAAAUCGGCACCGAGAAAGCGUGCUACCGGGACAUGUCUUCGUUUCCCGAGACCAAGGCUGAGAAGUAUGCCAACCGCAGCAAGGGGAAGAAGUUCCUGCAGUACAACCGCCGGCAGCUGAGCCGCGUCUACCCCAAAGGGCAGCGCCUCGACUCCUCCAACUACGACCCCCUGCCCAUGUGGCUCUGCGGCAGCCAGCUGGUCGCCCUCAACUUCCAGACGCCCGACAAGCCGAUGCAGCUGAACCAGGCGCUGUUCAUGCUGGGUGGGCGCAGCGGCUACGUGUUGCAGCCGAACAUCAUGCGGGACGACCUCUUUGACCCCUUCGACAAGAGCAGCCUGAAGUUCGUGGAGCCGAUUACUAUUCAGCUGCAGAUCCUAGGGGCCCGGCACCUCCCCAAGAACGGCCGCAGCAUCGUCUGUCCCUUUGUGGAGGUGGAGGUCUGCGGCUCUGAGUUUGACAACAGCAAAAACAAGACGGAGGUUUUGGCUGACAACGGCCUCAACCCCGUCUGGCUCGUCAAGCAGUUCGUCUUCGACAUCAACAACCCCGAGUUUGCCUUCCUGCGUUUUGUGGUCUACGAGGAGGACAUGUUCAGCGACCCCAAUUUCUUGGCCCAGGCCACCUUCCCCGUCAAGAGCCUCAGGACAGGUUACAGGUCAGUGCCUCUGAAGAACAGCUACAGUGAAGACCUCGAACUUGCUGCCCUGCUGAUCCACAUCGAAAUAGUCAAUGCCAAGGAAGAAGACGACGAGAACCUCUACUCCUCCAUCCAGCAGCUGCGGGACCGGGCCAGCGAGCUCUCCAACCAGGUCUCCAGCUUCGAGCACAGCAACAACUGUGACUCGCGGUAUCAGCAGCGGCUGGACGAGCUGCGCGCGGCGCAGGAGCGGCUCAUGGAGCUGACGGAAGUGCGCAACAGGAAGUUGAUGGAGAAAAAGAAGCGGGACCGGCAGCUGGCCAACAAACGCAACUGAGCCGACCUUGACGUUCACAUUCCGGGCUGUGGGGAGGCCGGGAGCAGUGCCGCCCCCCGGCCACCAAGCCCCAAGGAGGGCUUGGAGAACAGCCACAGCUGGGACCAUUCUCUACUAACCCCCGCCCCAGCGGGCUCGCCGUCUGGUGGGUGGAGCAGCAGACACGGCGGCAGCUGUCCCUGGAGCUGGCGCCCUUGCCAGGAGCUUUCGGAAAUGGGACGCUGGGACCUCACGGGCUCUUUCCCCCCUGGAGCAAGCGGGCUUGCUAACUGGACGAGAAAGCCCGCUGUGACCACCACCGGGCAGUCCCCGCAGGCCAUGCGACGGACGUGCCACCGGAAUCGCCUCUUCCUGGAAAGUUUGGGUGGACCUUAGGUUUAACCUGCAUACGGAGUUUCCUUUCUUUAAAAAAAAAAAAUUUCUCUCUCACCUCCUCCUUUGGUUGCAUCUUGAAAGAACAGUGGCGGUGGAUGUCAAAUCUCCCUUCUUAGGAGACCGGCUCUCCCCUGCUCCUUACACACCUGGGGCCGUGGGCGGAGAAGAAGCGGAAGGCGUAGACUAGGAAGAAGGCGGGGCCGUGCCUUGUGUGCGUCCAUUGGAGGGGCAGAGAGGGCAGUGAUUGGAGCAGAAGCACGUGACGGACAGCUGAGGGAGGAGGUUUUCCAAGGAUAGUUCCCUGGCCAAGCCCCCAAGCGACCCAUUGAGACAGCACAAGGGGGGGGGGGACGUUGCAGGCGUCAGGGAUCACUGGUGGGGGAAGAUGGGAGGGUAAGGCGUGCACAGAGGUGUCGCCUUUUCUAAGCAUAGCGUUACAGGCUGCUGUAACGCAGACGGACCAGCACCGCUCCCUGUCUGCUGUCUUUAAGCACAAGUUCCAGUGCGACGAACGGCAACCCCCCGUCUGCAUCUCCGUCCUUCCGAAGUCUAUGAUGGAAGUAGGUUUCAUCAACUUAACAUGGUGCCUGCUCCCAAAUAUACACUAGCUUGCCGUCUUGGUAUAUUUAUUUAUUUAUUGUAGGCGAAGGUGGCCCGGCCUUCAGUAGCUAAGCCACCACGACGCAGCGCUAAAGCACCAGCUUUGUAGGAAGGGUCUGAUCGAUGGUGUCUUCAGCUAAAAGCUCUCUUGCCAGUGGUGCUCCAGACUGAGUAGGCGAUGCCAUGCUGGACGGACCAGGGGUCUCAUUUGGUAUAAGGCUGCUUGCCAGGAUUAGUUCGUUCAGGUGUUUAAUUCUUGGCACGGCUUAUACUGCUGCUUGAUCUUUCACCUGGUCUGCUGGGAAAAGGGGGCUUCUUUUCCCUCCGUGUACAAAGUUUUA
This is a messenger RNA of Gekko japonicus, 4196 nucleotides long. RefSeq names its product 1-phosphatidylinositol 4,5-bisphosphate phosphodiesterase gamma-1-like. The transcript is spliced from 22 exons. Gene Ontology annotation, molecular function: phosphatidylinositol-4,5-bisphosphate phospholipase C activity; protein binding. Gene Ontology annotation, biological process: phosphatidylinositol-mediated signaling; lipid metabolic process; positive regulation of epithelial cell migration. Lineage: Eukaryota; Metazoa; Chordata; Lepidosauria; Squamata; Gekkonidae. The annotation marks the transcript as partial. The record is from RefSeq and is a predicted model, not a curated record.